AUGGAUAAAGACCUAGACGAAUUAAACGAUGAAACCUUCGGAGAUGCGGAGAUUGGUGAUUGGGAAAUGGAGCACGAAAAAUUCGUGUUGGAGUUUGAUGCCGAAAAACUUCCACCAAGCCCUCGUGAUAUCCCAAAGAUUUGGGAAACAACUGAGCUUUCAAACUUUUGGUCAGCCGGAGAUCUGGAAGUUUCUCAAUCAUAUGAUUCGGUAUUGAAUGUUGUAGAGUCGGUUGAAAAGCUUGUUUCUGAGAACGAGCUGGAAGAUAAAGUCAUUUCGAAUGUUCCGAAAUUUGAUCAUUUCCCUAAAUCGGAUCAAGUUACGCCCAUACCUCCUUCAGCAAAGCUCGGCGACGUGUGGGCAUCACCUCUUUCUACAUGUCAGCCUCCUCCAUCAACCCCAAAUCAAUUUCUAUCCAACAAUAACAAUGCAGCUCCUUCCAACGAUUUGAAUUUAUUGGCUGACAGAUUUGGGAAAGAUAUGUCAUUUAAUAACCAAGGAAUAUCCAGGGAUAGUUUGCCUAAAUUCGGUACGACUUCACUUCCUUGGGAGCAGGAAAAAUCUAACGUGUUUAUAAAUAACUUUGGAUCUUCGUUACAACCGCCUAAGCCUCAACCGUUACUCUCAAUGCCAAUGAACAUGCCGGAGCAGCUUCAAAAUUUACUAGCUUCUCAGUCUCCGCAAUUUCUUCAAAGUUUGCUGAAUUUACAUGCUUUCCAACAAACAAUCCAACGGAAUCUACAGCAGAAUCAGCAAUUUCGGGGUGGUUUAAUCUCUCCUGCCCCAUCACAGAACUUUAACCCUCAACAAUUCUCAGCACCUCCUCCACCACCACUUAUCUCUGGCUCAUUUCAUCCGCAUUCAGCAAGCUCAUCUUCGCGUUUCCAAUUCGCCAAACCCUUUCCACUUAACCCCCAAUUUCAACCUAGACCUCAGGUCAUGCAGCAACAUCAAUUUAGCAACCUCCCACUUCAGCAACAAGUGGGGAUGUUCAAUAGAAGGCCUAUGCCAGCCUUACCCCCCGCACCAUCUAUGCCUCAAACAAACGGUGGUCGCUUACCACCCGCUAAGGUUGCGAAGUUGAAAGAGAUCUUUGCGAAGAGAAUUGAAGAUGUGCAGCCAGAUCCGUUUCGUUAUGAUCUUCGUCGCGGACCCUGGAUGACGCCACACGAUCAAAUUGUAGUCCUCGGUUAUCAGUUGCGGUCGUACAAUUGCUCUAAUACUUAUGUUGAUGAUUAUUACUGUACGGUGAAAUGGCUUCGUGCAAUGACUCGCCUUCGCGAAGCCCGAUUGGCUGAGGGAGUACAGGUUCCUCAACCUUACGUUUUUAUCCAAGCUCCUAUAACCGCCUCCCAUCUCCUUUCACCAGAUCACCACCAUCGUAUUGCUAUGCGCAGUAGUUUUAUCGUCCGUCUUGUUCCCCUUAAAGGGAACCAGUCUGGAACAGGCACUGUUCUAGCUCUUCCUACUUCCGCCGAAAAACCCAUUGCUCCAACACCGACCAACGAGGAAAAGGCUCCUGAACAACCUAACCGCCCCGACUCUGUAGCAUCCACAGUUAUGAGUAGUGCCAGUGGACUCUAUGCGAAUCAACUUGGAAGACCAACAAAGUCGAAUGUCAAAACUCAGAGGAUCAUAGCUGAACUCUCUGUGGCUACAGCCAUUGUCGAUGAGGCGCAAAAGGAGCAUUUUAGAACUGAGGCUGAGGAAGUCGCUUCAAUGUUAAAAGACCCAUCUGAAAAGAAAGUGGCCUUGACCAGAGAAUCUGAAGAGGUCACUGCUGCGAUACGUCAACAAAAUAUUGAGCAUCGCCACGUUGUUAGCCAACGUCGACGUCUUACCGUCCUGGCUAGAAUUGAACGGCUCUACACCACUGUCCUCAGUAUUGAUGAAACUAACGUCUCCCUAGCUCGAAUCUCCGUUCGUAAUGAAGAAUCUAAACACCUUAUGGGUCAUCGAUUACUCCUGCUCAAAGUUCUCCAUCGCGAUCUCUUCAUUUUUAAAAAGGUUCAAUCCGAAAUCAACGAGGAGAAGCUACAACGCCGUCUGGCUAUUGAAAUCUUUGAGGCACCAAAGGGUAUACGGGUCUUUCCUGUUAUUCUCCGUUACCUCUUCCCGGAGGAUAGGUCUUUCUGUAUAUCUGAAUUCAUAUCGAAUUAUGCGAAUAUCCAUUUGGGAAUCACUGAAGGCAUUGAUAAGUACUCCCACUUAUUAUUCAAUUCCUUCAAAGAUGGUAUCUUUAAAACCGUUGAGGAUUCUUCAGAUUUCGCAAGAUCCUGUCUCCGUGUACCCUUUUCAUCGGUAGCUGAUUCCCCUGUGACUUCUACUUUGAAUGAGCUCCUCACUGGGCGAUUGGAUAAUAACGUGCUUGCCAUGUUCCAUUCGUCGUUUGGACUUUCACUCUACUACUGCUUGCUGGAAGCGUGUUUGUUUAAGAAUGUGAGAGAAACUCUCAUUCUUGCCGGUGAACUACUUGCCUAUGCCUCCCGUAUAGUGUCGAUUCUCGAUUCGAAUCUGAUGCCACUGCCAAUGCCUCUGGAUUCUUUCCCUCGAGUUAGAGAGGUUGAUCCUGCAUGGAUAAUGCGUAAGGACCUCUACAGUGCCUUUGCAGGCCUCCACAAAUUCGGUGGAAUAUUCCGUCAUAGAGCUUCGGAGGGUAAUAUGGCUAAGUCGACUCCUGGAUGCGUUCAAAGCACACUACCACCAUCAUGGACAAUACAGUACAGUGGUCAACAGCCGCAUCAAAUGUUCGUGAGAGGUCUUACCUUACCAUAA
Molecule: messenger RNA, 2775 nt
Organism: Rodentolepis nana
Lineage: Eukaryota; Metazoa; Platyhelminthes; Cestoda; Cyclophyllidea; Hymenolepididae
Source: the annotation of a GenBank genome assembly